UAUUAUAAACCUUAUUAAGCUUUCUCGCACAAUGUCUGAACCUGAGGUUUUUAAGGUUUCAUACAUUUUUCCAAAUGGAGACAAAUAUGAGGGCGAGUGUUGUCGCAUAUCAGAAUCAGACGACAGUCAGUCAGUGAUGAGGAAAGGUUUCGGCACGCAGACCUCGUCCUCUGGGACGAUGUACACUGGAGAGUGGGACAAUGAUAAGAUGAAUGGAAGCGGGACGCUUUCACACCCUUCAGGAGCCGUGUACAAGGGCCAGUUCAGAGACAACAUGUACCACGGUGGCGGAACGUACCACUUUCCUGACGGGACGAAAUACACUGGAAUGUUCAGUAAUAACAGACUUGAGGGUAAGGGCGAAUUUACUGACCUGGAGGGACUCUUGUGGACUGGAAACUUCCAGAGAAAUGCAGCGCCAGGGCUCAAACUCAAACUUAAUAUGUAACACACACACAGAGAGACACACAUAAACUCAUGAGCAACAAAUAAGCACGUGUUCUUGUUAUAACAGUGUGCUGAUUGUCUCUGUCUGGGGAAAAGGGUUCUCCUGAAGCCUCCUUUGCUUCUGUAAGAUUUCUUUGAUGUGAGAGUUUGUAUAUGUAAUUUUGCUCUACAGUAGAUGUUAUACAAAUGUUUGGAUUAACCGUUCUACAAGUGUUCAGUCAUACACAGCUAUCACAUUAUACAGUGACAAGAAAAUCCGAAUUAAUAAGAAAGUAUUGAUAAGCUAAGAAGAUUUGCACAGCUGUUAGCUUUUGGUUGUGACAAAGAAUAGUUAUUAUAGUUAGUAAAUUCACUAUUUACCACCUUGUUGAGCAGGAACGCAUCUCAGAAUGCACAUCAUGCCGAAAUCUUGAGGUGGAUCAUGUUAAAAAAAAAAAAAGCAGUAAAGCACAUCAGGUUUCUGUCCUGUCAGCCAAGAACAGGAAUCUGAGAAGCUUUUCUGCUUACCAUGGUUGUAAAGAGUGAUUAAGCGAGUUAUCUUAGCCUUCCUGCUAAGGUGCAAAGAGUUGUGGAAGGUAAUUAAAUAUCAAAUAUAAAUUCAUAUGUAAUAUGACAUGUGAAUUAAAUUGUGAUCCAUUAAACUCAAAGUUGACAUCUUUAAUAAAGUUGCAUAAUACAGUAGUUGGACAAAAAUAAGAACUUUGUGCUCCCUGAGGGGGGUGAAGAUUUGCGAGCCAAGCAUAACUU
Messenger RNA from Clarias gariepinus (North African catfish), 1194 nucleotides. RefSeq names its product MORN repeat containing 2 (gene morn2). The coding region runs from base 32 to 448 and encodes 138 amino acids. The transcript is spliced from 5 exons. NCBI's taxonomy places the organism in Eukaryota, Metazoa, Chordata, Actinopteri, Siluriformes, Clariidae. The record is from RefSeq and is a predicted model, not a curated record.